This is a messenger RNA of Cylicocyclus nassatus, 1403 nucleotides long. The record is from the annotation of a GenBank genome assembly. Lineage: Eukaryota; Metazoa; Nematoda; Chromadorea; Rhabditida; Strongylidae.
UUUGAGAAAAGUAAUAUGCUGUUGCGGUUAUGCCGUACAUAUGGCCUCUUAGCUUAAUUGUGGAUGUGAUAAAUAGCAAGUGGGAUGAGUAUCUGCUUUGGUUGUUUCUACCGAUCAUCAUUGUUUUUGUUGUGCCGAUAUUCUUGGUAGUGUUCAUCUACGGAUGCGUCAUAUUUCUACACAUCUAUGGACUGCGACAUCAGAUUCGCGAAGCUUAUCAUACUAGUUAUUGGAAUGGUGCACGUGUAGCCAUCACAUCAUUCUGGGAUGCGGUUGGACAUGUUUGGCAUGGCUACGAACUACACGGCAUCGAAAAUGUGCCAGACCAAGGGCCUGCCCUCUUUAUCUAUUAUCACGGGUGUCUACCGUUAGAUGUAUACUAUGUCAUCGCUAAACUCGUACUUUACAAAAAUCGCUCACUUCACUGCGUUGGUGACAAGUUCAUAUUCAAAAUUCCAGGAUGGAGUGCAAUCUGCAAAGUCUUUUCAAUUACGGCUGGAACUGUUGAAGAAUGUACAAAUCAACUAAGGGAGGGUAAUCUGUUGUGCAUAGCUCCUGGAGGUGUCCGUGAGGCUCUAUUCUCUGAUCCGAACGUCUAUGAUAUGUUGUGGGGCAAACGUUUAGGGUUUGCACGAGUAGUGAUCAAUGCAAGAACUCCUGUCAUACCGAUGUUUACGGAAAAUUGUCGUGAAUCGUUCCGUACACCCGUAUGGGGUCGAAGUUUCUUCCGAUGGGUCUACGAGAAGACAAAAAUGCCGCUGUGUCCCAUUUAUGGAGGCUUUCCUGUGAAAAUGAUCACACAUCUUGGCAAACCCAUGGUCUUUGAUUACGAUAUCAUCACGCCUGAAGAAGUACGUAAACAAAUAAAGAAGGAAGUACGAAGUUUAAUACGGCAGCAUCAGCGACUUCCUGGUAGCAUAAUUCGAGGUAUAGCGCAACGAUUCAAGUCUAACAGACGACGAGAAGUGCAACCAGAACAAAUAGAGCUGCUGAACCGGAAUGGCCAGUCGAACGGCACCACAACCCAGGAUCAGGAAGAGAAUCAGGCCGUUACGAGUGAUGGAAAAUGUCGUGAGAUAGCUGAAACAAGCCUUGGACGACGUAUGGACAACUAUUUCAUCACGGUUGUAGGUGAAGAUGAAGGUGUUUAUGAGAGCGAGGAUUUCCAACUUUUGCAAUAUAUAACCACUGAAAAUAGAAAGAAGAAGAAAAUUCUUUUCGCAAGAAGUGCGGCUGGCAUGGGCGCGAUCAUGUUUGAUUAUGAUGACAAUUUACUCGAAAUUCCGAAGAACAAGAAAGAAUGCCGUCCUACACUUGCAAGUCUGCUUGGUGCUAGAAAUACGACUACAAACAAGAGAAACAUUACAUUUAUUUGCGAUAAGAAAACAGAUACUUCAUCGUAA